Messenger RNA from Gadus chalcogrammus (walleye pollock), 3268 nucleotides. It is a transcript of the gene leng9, whose product is annotated as leukocyte receptor cluster (LRC) member 9. Gene Ontology annotation, molecular function: metal ion binding. Bases 647 to 2437 code for a protein of 596 amino acids. The record is from RefSeq and is a predicted model, not a curated record. Lineage: Eukaryota; Metazoa; Chordata; Actinopteri; Gadiformes; Gadidae. The transcript has 8 exons.
CCCUGUCGCCAGGUACGGCUGCACCUGCCUGGGAGGGAGACGGCGAAGGAGGGUGCAGAGCCUCGGUGCAAAACAGCGUGCGAGGUCCGUGGAGUUCACAGAAGUGACAGAGAGCCACCAGGGCAUUCAUCUGAGGGGAAGACAACUAGGAUAAGAGUGAGAUUGCGGUUCAUGGUUCAUUUAAACAUUAGCAUGUAGGGGAGGCACCAUACUGGCGUUUUUGAUGAAUUGUUUACAGAAAUCAUCUGCUAUUCUUACCGUUUUGACGGAAACUUAGUACGAGGAGGCUUCUUGAAGAACAUCCAAUAAGUCGCUUUGUUUUCGAUACAAUUAUAAGCGGGAUGACACGGUUAACAGCUUGGAUUACAAAUGGCUAUCAUGUUUCCUCUCCGUUCAAUAACGUCAUGAUAUCCACCAGAUUUUGUGGUAAAUAGGAGACUUGUGUUGAGAUGUUGUAGGUUAAUAGGACCCCUGUGUUCAGCUACCUCCUCGCCGCUGCUCGAUGUGGAAACAACAGGUCAUGUGACCCACAUGUCACGCGCUCGAGCUCACAUUACUCUUGAUUAUUAUUACCUUCCUGUUUUUAAAUUGGUGUUUUAGAAUUACUUUAAUAUAUAUCUGACACUUUUAAAGUGAAAAACCAAAGAUGAAUGAUAUGCCUUGGUUGUAUUUCUUUAUACGUGCAAUUUCGCCAACAAACAGAGUCGAACUACAUUACCCAUAUUUCUCUGCGUUUCUCAGUUCCGUGUUUAAAGGUCGAUUUCUUCAACUCUACGUGCUCCUUCAGUCAACAGUGACGGAGCCCCUAGGGAUCCCCUCGGAGCGCCAGCGACAUGGUCUGAUUCAUGAUGACACAUCAUGCACAGAGACAUUGGAGGAGACGAGCCAAGAGGUCUCUUCGGAGAUCACAGCAGACUCCGCAGAACCACGGGAGGAUGCGGUCACCGUAUGCCGCUUCUUCCUCGCUGGAAAGUGCCACUUCGGGCCCCGGUGUCGCUGGUCUCACAGCCCCGCUGCCAUCGCUGACCCAGAGCCUGGUGUGCCUCAUCCAGAUGGGGGGAACGAGGAGGAGAAGUUGGAGAAACACAAGAAAGGAAAAGCGAAAAAAGCAGCCAAACCAAAAUACACCCAAGAAAACGAGGCAGUAAAAAGUAAGAAAAAGCUUCGAAUGCGCACAGCGGAUGACGUGAUCUCGCGGAUCUUGUGGGACACACCGGCGGACGCGGAGCACUUCAUUGUGGGCUACCUGGACCGCUUCCUGGGUGUGCUGGAGCGCCCCUUCAAUGAGUUCAACUGGGACGCCGAACCGUGCGACUGCGACUAUUCCAAAGAGCUGGCCCUGCCCAGACACAGGAUCCAGUACUUUGCCUUCAGAGGACAACGCGUCUGGGACCGCAACGGCCGAACGGACAGGGUGUUCGGCUCCACCGGACAAUCUCUGGCUCCCCCCUUUGGAGAGGAAGGGGAAGCAGGGGGAGUCGGGCCACAAGAUGCAGAGCAGACGGACUCGAUGGACAGCGGAGAAGCCCUUGAAAGGACAGAAGAUGGGCAGGGAGUAGAGAGUGGGACAGUGGAGUCUUCUACUGAGAGCACCCACCUGGAAGAGAUUGAGAGCACUCUGUCCGCUAAAACUGCCCUAGAUGACACUACUCAGGAGCCACAGCCAGAGAGAGGGGAAAUUGAGGCAGUGGUGGAUGAUUCUUUUCAUAGAGUGGGAGGAGGGGAGGGAGAGACGGCUCAGGGAGAGAGUUGGGAUGCAUGGAGUGACAGCUUGCAGAAGCAUAAAGUGCAGAGUCCCUCUGAAGAGCCGCUGUCCUCCCUGAAGCAGAAGGAGCAGCCCAGCGGCAGCCGGCCCGCUAGACGCCGGCCCACACAUUUCAUCACCUUCAGGGCUAACACUCCUGGCAUCCUCUCAGGCUUCAAGCGGCUGCAGGAGGAGGUCUGCGCCUUGCUGCCCUCCACCACCCCCCACUGGUUGACCUCCUCCACCCUCCAUGUCACCAUGUGCCUGCUGGUGCUGGACGGGCCCGAGGAGGUGGAGGCAGCCGCGGAGAUCCUGCGGCGCUUUGCCUACCUGGACCGCAACCCGCCGCUGGCCUUGACCUUUCCCCUGAAGCUGAAGCACUUCAACGGGAGGGUGCUGUACCUGAGCCCCCAGCCUCCGCAGCGCCUGCAGGAGCUGAACCGAGGCCUGCAGGAGGCCUUCUGGGAGGCCGGAAUGCUGCACCAGAACUCCUUCAGCCCGCGCUACCACCUCACCUUGGCCAAGGUGUCGGGCGUGGAGAGGGAGCGGGUCUUUGACGGGGUGGGUGAGCUGAAGGUGGGGAAGGGGCUGAAUCUGGGACGCUUGCCGGUGAACACCUUGCACAUGUGUGCCAUGGGCCGCAAAGAGAAUGAAGAAUUCUACGAAAUUGUGUGUUCAGUAACACUUAGAUGAUUACAUCUAGUAGCGGUUACAUAAACAAGUACAUCUCUCCAGUGGUACAGAACACCCUUCUUUAGUGAGGCAAAAUCAUUUUCGUUUUGUACUAUCAUAUUAUAUUUCUGACAUUUUGCUGCUAUACUGUCCAGUAGUAGUGACGUACUAUUCAAUGCGUUACAUUUCAAUGAUAAAAAUAAUCAGGCCAAUUCAAGGCCCUUGCAUACGUGGGUGGGGCCCUAGACCGCAGACUAGGCCAACUUGUGCAUUAAUCCACACCUGCAUACAGUCCGUGUUUACAGGUGCAAUACCCAAAACAAUACACUGUGGCCUGGUUGCCUCAUGUGGUAUUUUGUACUAUUUUAUGAAUACAUUUUAUGAAUACGUCUCUUUUAAUGCACUUUUUAAAAUGAUUCCAAUCAGCCUUUCAUAUAGCUAUUAAUAUAUUCCAAUUGUCUUUUGCAGCACAUGACUUUUCCUGUUCUGUCUUAUAAAUAUGUGUUGUAUAUAAACACAUUAUAGAUUGCAUGCGCACAAUGAAUUUCCAUAAGCGUUUAUAUAAAUUAUGACCACCAGAUUGUCAGACCACAUUAAAUAUUAAACUGGUUAUUUUAAAUCCCUGGUGGUGCUAUUUCUCUGAGCGGUAGCGGGGGGGGCACAUGCUGGGGCUCUACCACUACACUGUGGUCAGACACAGCGAGAGAGAACAGAGGCUGGCUAAAUGCUCUGAGCAACUCUUGCAUACAUAAUUACAUAUUGUGUGUGUUUAUUCUCACGCGCCUCCUGGAUACAUGCUACACUAUUCUGAUGUGGGAGUCAGUGGGCAUGCUGCACUGGGUCGCUCCAGUU